This is a messenger RNA of Sardina pilchardus (European sardine), 1877 nucleotides long. RefSeq lists its product as uncharacterized. The record is from RefSeq and is a predicted model, not a curated record. The transcript is spliced from 8 exons. The coding region runs from base 130 to 906 and encodes 258 amino acids. Gene Ontology annotation, cellular component: plasma membrane. NCBI's taxonomy places the organism in Eukaryota, Metazoa, Chordata, Actinopteri, Clupeiformes, Clupeidae.
GUCACAUUUAACGAAACCAGCAUCAAGGCGAGAAGUGGCAGUGACUACAGUUUUGGAUUCGACAUAGCCUCCGGUUGGCAAACGCACAAUCACCCUUUUAGCCCCAUCCGAAGCACCAAUUCUUCAGCCAUGGGAGUGGACGGUUGUGGACAACUGUGCAAAUGCAUUCUCAUCCUUUUCAAUUCCCUAUUUGCGAUUGUGGGACUUGGGAUGGUUGGUUUGGGCCUUGGACUGAGGCUUAGCUCAGAGACACGUGGGCUCUUCGACGUUGAGUUGAAAACACAACAGUUUGUCAUAUUUGUGGUGGUGUUGAUCAUACUGGGUUCACUGAUGCUCAUCGUGUCCAUUUGUGGGUUCCAUGGAGCUUGCAACGAGAACCGCUCGUCCUUAGGAAUUUUUGCCAUAUUGUUGGCCAUCAUGGCAGGUGUGGAGAUUGGAGCUGGAGUACUGGUGUUCAUGCGCAGUGACGAGGUAUCUCAGGAUAUUGCCAACGUGUAUGCCUCCCUUUACGCACAGUUCGUCAACAAUCGUGAUGCAAGCAUUGGUACCACCCUCAGAAUUUUCCAUAAAGUGUUUGAUUGCUGUGGAAUAGGAGGGGUACUUGAGCCGCUCGUACGAGACACCUGUCCUGACAAGGGUUUCUGGGGUGCCCUCAGUACUUCCGCCUGCCCCUCGGUGAUCGUGAAUCUUUUCCAAGACAAAGCUCCACUCAUCAUGGGCUUCUUCCUGGCCAACUCAGCCCUCAUGAUCAUUGCAUUGGUUUGCAGCUCUCUUCUCAGAAAAGCAAUCAGAGAGGCGUCGGUUUCUCCCUAUGUACUCCUCACAACCUCCAUCUUCAACGGUUCUCCAUCUGUUGCUGUCUACCCUUCCUAUCCUGUCACUAUGCCCAUAGCAGAGGAAGCUUAAUGCUCCAACACCCACCUCUGAGCAAGCUACAUGUGUAGAGCUCUCCACUAUUAUCCCACCCCAUCCUCUUGUACACUCUCCUUUGCUUGAUAUACGUAAUCCCCUUGAGUAAUGGGUGUUUCCUUCUAACAUUCUGGUGACCUUGGCUGUCUUUUUUUUCUUCUUCGGGUACUGCCACAAGAGUUGAACUUUACCCUCCUGCUCCCCUCACUCAUCCCCUCCCCUUUUCAUUCUCCCUACUCUUCCUCCUCCUCCUCCUCCUCCUCAUAAUUAUCAGAUCGUGGCCCUGGCCUGCUACGCCCUCCUGGCUAAAGCCAUCAAGGAGAGUCGGCAUGCGUUCCCCAUCACCUACAGCGGACCCAAGAUAUUCUGAGAUGACGGGAAUCCCCGAACGCUGUUUGAGCCUGAAGGUCCUCUCUUAUUUCUAUUAUCCUCUCACGGUCUCACCAUUUGGACAUAGUGAAAGAUUUCUGUAGCCAUCUUUAUGCUAGGGUGGAGUAUGCCCUUAAAUGGUCUGUAUCAUUUUUACUGUUCAGUUUUUAGUUGCCUCUGAGAAAAGGGACCAUUUUGAUUUAUUGUAAGGCUGCUAGUUUUGAGCUAAUCUAUAACUGUGUGGAGGUAUUUCUGUGCAUCAUUUAGUCUAUAUAUUAGCCUGGGUCAAAAUGUUUUAAGUGAGACGUAUUUUCUGUUUGUUAUGCACAUUAAUUUUUUAAAAUACUUUUUAUACUGUUGAAGUUGCUUUAAUGCUACUAAGAGAAAUGUAUUUUCCACAUACUGUAAGUAAGGAGAGAAAUUGGCUGGUUCUGUGCUCUGAUGCUGUAUAUAAAGGGAACGAAUUCCAUUUCAUAUUGUUUUGUAUUAGUAUCUACUGUAUACCAUCUUGGUAAAUCUAGCAUUGCAUGACACUUUCAGAAACCUGUGUGUUGUGUAAAAUUGAGCACUGUAAAAUAAAAUGGAUGGGUCUGUGUGGC